UGGUGUUCAUGGGCAGUCAGGAGGACCCUGCAGACAACGGUCUGGAGGUCUUCCUGCAGGAACAUGGAGGCAGUGCCAACGCCUCCACUGACUGUGAGAGGACCAUCUUCCAGUUUGAGGUGCAGAGGCAGGUGUUCAGAGAGGCUCUGUACAGGUGGGCUCAGUUCUUCGUCUGUCCUCUGUUGAGUGAGAAUGCAGUGGACAGGGAGGUGGAGGCUGUGGACAGUGAGUUCCAGCUGGCCAGGCCGUCUGACUCUCAUCGUAAGGAGGCCUUGUUUGGGAGUUUGGCCAAACCAGGACACCCUAUGGGCAAAUUCUUCUGUGGUAACGCUCAGACGUUAAAACAUGAGCCCAAAGACAAACACAUCAACACCUACGAGAGGCUGAAGGACUUCUGGAGGAGAUACUACUCUGCUCACUACAUGACUCUCACUGUUCAGUCCACAGAAACCCUGGACACUCUGGAGGAGUGGGUGAGAGAAAUCUUCAUUAAGAUUCCCAACAAUAACGAACCUCCACCUGACUUCUGUCACCUGCAGCAGCCGUUUGAUACACCUGUUUUCAACAAACUCUACAGAGUGGUUCCAGUGAGAAAGGUUCAUUCUCUGACCAUCAACUGGGCCGUUCCCCCACAGGGGAAACACUACAGAGUGAAGCCUCUACACUACAUCUCCUGGCUGGUUGGACAUGAGGGAACCGGCAGCAUCUUGUCUCUGCUAAGAAAGAAGUGCUGGGCUCUGGCUCUGUACGGGGGAAACAGUGAGACGGGCUUCGACCAGAACUCCACCUACUCCAUCUUUUCCAUCUCCAUCACCCUGACUGAGCAGGGCUUCCAGAACUUCUACCAGGUGGUCCACUUGGUGUUCCAGUACCUGAAGAUGCUGCGGACUCUGGGCCCCCAGCAGAGGAUCUACGAGGAAAUUCAGAAGAUUGAAGCAAAUGAGUUCCACUACCAAGAGCAGACGGAUCCUGUCCAGUUUGUGCAGAACAUCUGUGAGAACAUGCAGCUGUUUCCCAAACCGGACUUCCUGACUGGAGACCAGCUCAUGUUCCAUUAUGACCCACAGGUGAUCAGCGCCGCUCUGACCCAGUUYACGCCCCAUAGAGCCAACCUGCUGCUGCUGUCUCCUGAGAACCAAGGCCUCUGUCCCCUCAGGGACAAAUGGUUUGGUACCAGCUACAGCUGCCAGGACAUCUGUGAGGAGUGGGCCCAGUACUGGACCGGUGACUUUGAGCUGAACCCGGACCUGCACCUUCCUGCUGAAAACAGGUUCAUCGCCACAGAUUUCACCCUGAAGAUGUCGGACUUUCCGGACUCUGAGGUUCCCCUCAGAGUCCUGGAUGAAGAACGAGGGACCCUGUGGUACAAGAAGGACAACAAGUUCAAGAUCCCUAAAGCUUACGUACGUUUCCAUCUGAUUUCUCCGCUGAUCCAGAGAAGUCCUGAGAAUCUGGUUCUGUUAUUGAGGCUCUGAAGGUCUUCACUCAGGAGGAUCUGAUCUCCUGGUUCUGGCAGAUCCGACAUGACAACAGGAAGCUCAGUGUGCACGUGGUGGGCUUCGGGGUGGAGGAGAACGACCCCUCUGAUCAGGGUGCUGUCAGUCCUGGUGACUCCGCCCCCUUAGCAUACGGCCAGGUGAGCCACCUGACCUUCUUGCCAACAUGGACGCCAGCGCUGCGAGAGGCCACGCCCAUCACUGACAUCAGAGCUUUUAGCUCCUCCCUUCCCCUCCACCCCUCCCACCAGAUCCUGUGUUAGGCUCCUCCCACUUCUGCAGUAACUAUGGUGACGCGGAUCAUCUCUGUUUUCAUUGGUUCUGUUGAAUAAAGAGGCUCUGAGCCUGGAUCUGAGGUUCUGGUUCUGAAGCUCUGAGCCUGGAUCUGAGGUUCUGGUUCUGAAGCUCUGAGCCUGGAUCUGAGGUUCUGGUUCUGAAGCUCUGAGCCUGGAUCUGAGGUUCUGGUUCUGAAGCUCUGAGCCUGGAUCUGAGGUUCUGGAUCAAAGAGACUGUGGUCCAUGAAGUCCACUGGACCCACUGAGACCAGAUACACUCACGUGUUAUUUAAAUGAGCAGCAGUUUGAGUUGUUGUUCAGUUCUGCUGUAAACAAAUGUUCUGUUCUAGAUUCAGACCUGCUGUCGUUCUUCUUCAGCUGUAAACUGUUCAUUGUUCAUGAAGCAGGAAAUGAAACUUGAUUUAMAGGAGGAACAUGGUUCAGGCUGGUCUCUGACACAUAUCACACAAUAAUCAUCCAGUUAUAUAACAAAGUUAUUAUGUUGAUCAAUCUGAAUAAAAUGUUACAAACUUUUA
Messenger RNA from Austrofundulus limnaeus, 2307 nucleotides. RefSeq names its product nardilysin. Lineage: Eukaryota; Metazoa; Chordata; Actinopteri; Cyprinodontiformes; Rivulidae. The record is from RefSeq and is a predicted model, not a curated record. Gene Ontology annotation, molecular function: metalloendopeptidase activity; metal ion binding. Gene Ontology annotation, biological process: proteolysis.